Molecule: messenger RNA, 3155 nt
Organism: Pygocentrus nattereri (red-bellied piranha)
Lineage: Eukaryota; Metazoa; Chordata; Actinopteri; Characiformes; Serrasalmidae
Gene: trim69
Product: tripartite motif containing 69
Exons: 6
Coding region: 36-1625 (529 amino acids)
Molecular function (GO): zinc ion binding; protein binding
Source: RefSeq, a predicted model, not a curated record
GCAGACGAGGACGAGAAGUCACCAAAGCCGUGCACAUGAGCGCACCGUGGUCCAGGAAAGAACCUGAAAAACCUGACCUAAGGUCCAGCAACCGGCCCAAAAUGGACAAGCCAGAGAAGCUGAAGAGGCCAGAGGUGUCCAGCUUAGUGGCCAAAGGUCCAGCACAACGUCUGAGCCGGGAUUUGACCUGCUCCAUCUGUCUGGACCUGUUUAAGCAACCAGUAUCACUGCCCUGUGACCACACUUUCUGCCAGGCGUGCAUUACAGGCUACUGGACCGGCCCCAGGUCUCCGGGACAGCCCGGAUCUGGAUCCUGCCCGCAGUGCCGGAAAAUCUUCCCUGGACAGACCUACAGGCCUAACCGUAUCGUGGCUAACAUUGUGGAGAGCUACUGCCAGGGCCUGGAAGAAAGUGGCGGCCGGCUGGACGUGGUGACCCCUGUGCCUUCGGUAACCCCUGUGACCCUCGUGCCCCGCUGCAGCCGACAUUGCGAGGAGCUGAAGCUCUACUGCGAGGAAGACCAGGAGCUGGUAUGUCUGGUCUGCGGGAUCUCCCAGGAACACCGCGCUCACACACUGGUCUGUGUGCAGGACGCACAGCAGAAACACAGAAACUCUCUGAGCAGCUCAGCCACGGCGCUGCAGGCGGAGCUGAACACGGCGUUGCAGUGUGAGAGGGAGACGGAGGACGAGGUGAAGAAGUUGAAGGAGCACACUGCAGACCUGAAGCAGCGUAUCGAGGCUCAGUUCAGCGACCUGCACCAGUUCCUGUAUCAGGAGGAGAAGCUGCUGCAGGUGAAGUUGAAGACAGAGGAGAGGAGGGAGCUGAUCCGGCUGGACGAACACAAAGCGCUGUUGUGUGUGGAAAUAUCCCGCCUCCGCAGAGCCCUCGCUGACAUAGAGGACAAACUGAGAGAGCAGGACCCAUAUAUGCUGCUCAGGAACAUAAAGAGUCUCCUUCAAAGGCAGCCACUGAAGUUUGAGAAACCGGCGCUGAACCCCCCUCAGCUGUGUGAGGGCCGAUUUGCCGGCCCGCUGCAAUACCGUGUGUGGAAAUCCCUGAAAGGAAGCAUCUACCCAGUGCCGUCUGCCAUCACCUUUAACUCGAGCACGGCGAACCCGUGGCUGAGUCUGACCCCGUCACUGACCUGCGUCCGCUACCAGACGUUCAACAGUGCGGUGCAGGACAACCCUCAGCGCUUCAAUGCCGCGCUGUCUCUGCUGGGCAGUCAGGGCUUCACUCAUGGCCGCCACUACUGGGAAAUUGAGGUGUACAGCAGCGCAGUGUGGACAGUGGGAGUGGCUAGAGAGUCUGUACCCAGGAAAGGAGUCAUCAAAGCAAUGCCGGCCAAUGGCUUCUGGACCAUAUCUUUGUCCUACGGCGUCCAGUACAUGGCAGGGACAUCGCCCCCUACUGUCCUGUCCCUGGACGAGCAGCUGGACCGGAUCGGCGUAUAUCUGGACUACAGAAGAGGCCUGGUGUCCUUCUACAACGCAGAGAGUAUGACGCACCUCUACACAUUCCAGGAUACUUUCACUGAGACCCUCUACCCGUACUUCAACCUGGGCUUCCUGGACAAAGUGCAUGAGAAUGAGCCUCUGAAAGUCUUUAUGCCCAAAAUCUGAACCUAAUACUACAUGCUCACACAUUCAGGGACACCUUACCAUCUUUUACAGCUGAUUGAGUUGAUUAUGACUAUUGCUGAUCAAUAGUUAAGGAAGAACAACAGGAUUGUGCUACUACACUGAAACACUUAUUAAAUACAUUAAAUAUCAAUAUUCAGUACUGCAAAAGUCUUAGACACUUAAAAAGAUGGUAUAUGAUACAUCACCUUCAUUUUCAUAUACACACAUAUGUGUAUAUAUAUAUAUAUAUAUAUAUAUAUAUAUAUAUAUUAGGGGUGUGAAUCUUUAGGCACCUCAGAAUUCGAUUCGAUUCAUUUCAGAGGGCUGGAUAUGAUUAUAAAAUGAUUAUCGAUGCAUCCUGAUGCAUCUCGAUGCAUCUUUCUUUUUUCUAUACAGGAUUUCUGUUUUCUCACUGUGUGACGACUUGGUAGUUUUUUGGUAGUAUUUAUAAUGAUCUAUAAUGAAUUUACUUCCAAUAUCUUUUAUUAAUCAAUGAAAUAUAAGUGAAGUGGCAAGUGAACUAGAAGGCUCGCAUUCAUUGCUAUUGCUUGGAGCAUGAGACGCUGCUGCCGCUCAUCUGUGAUAAAAUGUACAGUUACGGGGAAAUAAGACCCAAUGGCGGUGGAUGUACACGUAGCACGUUACCGCCGUCCUUUCCGUUUUCUUUAGUGAUUUUAUAGCUUAGGUUUUGGUCUUGUUGUAGAGCGUGGUGGGACUGUGUCAGUAAAAUACCUUUGAAAAGGCAUGUGUGCAACAUAGCAAAAAAGCACAGUUUCGCAACGACUUUCGCAGUUGGUUUCCUGGCAAGUUAAAUCUGCAAUGAGAGACUGUCAAACACUAAAAAGUUGCGAAGAGGAAGUCGCUUCUCUUUCAAAUUUUCCAGUUCCACCACAGUUUCCAGCAUUUACAUUCGGCGCCUCAGUCAGAAAUUACGAUGAAACACGAAACAUUCGAACAAGAAGCUGGAGUGACUUCAAGAAGCAACUUCAGCCUCAUAAAACAGUUGAACAUUGAGAGACAUUUUACAAUAAACUGCUCUACUUUAGAGUUUUCUGGUGGAGACGGGAGGAAAGUGGCUAUAGCUGAGCUAAAGCAUAAAGCAUAGCAAAGUAAAUCUGUAUUUUCAUUUAUAUUUUUAACUUAACUUAUACUAGGACAUCAGCACACACUGGAAAUAAAUGUUGUGGCUGCCAAUGUGGUUUGAUUUUUGUUGAAAGGACAAAAUGGCUCUUCUUAACAUUUGUGUUGUGAAAAGGCUUUUAAUGCAGAGCCGGUCGGAUUUGCCACUCAUCCAGUUGUGUUGUUGUUAUGUGCACCUCACAUACUGUCUGAGCACUGCACUGACGCUCUUCCAGGUUCCGCCUUUUGCGUUCCCUCAAAGUUAUGUCAUCAAUUAAAUAUUUAGAAAAUCGUUGUUUGUGAGUCGAUUCAGAAUCGUUCACGUCCGCAUCGUGAUGCAUCUAAGUAUCGAUUUUUUUCCCUGCACCCCUUAUUUAUAUAUAUAUAUAUACACACACACACACACACACA